Helianthus annuus (common sunflower) is the source of this 579-nucleotide messenger RNA. RefSeq names its product axoneme-associated protein mst101(2)-like. The record is from RefSeq and is a predicted model, not a curated record. NCBI's taxonomy places the organism in Eukaryota, Viridiplantae, Streptophyta, Magnoliopsida, Asterales, Asteraceae. The transcript is spliced from 2 exons. The coding region runs from base 1 to 579 and encodes 192 amino acids.
AUGUCAAGAACAGAUCCAGUCCAAGGCCUAACAAGCAAGUAUCUCCGAAAGGACUACAAGGCUUUCUUGGCUCACAUCGUAGUAACAGAGAAGGAAAAGAAGCCGAUGGAAAAGUCUGGAGAAAAAAAGAAGAAGACAGUUGAAGAGAUUGUGGUUAAGAGUGAGAAGAUAGUGAAGGAUGUGAAGAAAGAGUUAGCUGGUGAAGAGAAAUCAGAGGAAGAUGUUGCAGAGAAACAGCAAAAUAAUGAGGAAGAUCAGAAGGCAGAAGAAGUCAUGGUGCCUAAUGCUGAGGUAAAUACUCAAUCUGAAUCUUCUAAAAUGUUAGAUAAAUCUGUGCAUAAAACUGAUGAACAGUACAAGAAGUGCAUGGAAAUGUGCAAAGCUUGUACUGAAAAGGAUAACAGUCUAAGAUCCAGAGAUAUAGAGUUUACUAAAAUUGAAAAGAUUUUCAAAGAGAAAUGUGAAGAAAUGAUUGAAAACGAAAAGUUUUUGAAACAAGAAAAUGAAAAGCUGACACAAAAGUGUGAUGAUCUUGAAAAGGAAAUUAAAAUUUUGAAAGAAAAGUGUUCAAAAGUUUGA